AUGUCGGCCACGUGGGCCACGAUGAGAGAAGCUGUCCUCCCAACCCCAUUCUCCCCGGACCCCCGCGCCCCCGCCGGGCUCCAGGCUGAGCGCUGGCUGCGCCCCGCCCUGACCAAGUGCCCCGCCCCCGCGCCCCGCCUUAGCCCCCCCACCAUGUGCCCCGCCCUAGGCCCCCCCCCGACCAUGUGCCCCGCCCCUCCCCGCCCCUGGUCAUGUGCCCCGCCCCUAGCACCGCCCCUGGUUAUGUACCCCGCCCCUAGUCGUUGCCCCGCCCCUAGCCCCGCCCCUGGUCGUGUGCCCCGCCCCUGGCUCCGCCCCGGCCCUUUGCGCGCGCUGCCGGCGCCCCGCGCCUGUCUUUGCCCACAGGUCCCCGGGCAGGGAAGGGCUCACGCACGGGCCUGGCUGCGCCGACUGCGUGCUCCCCGCCGAGCGCCGCUGCUCUCCCCGGGCCCUGGGAUUCAGGUCCCUGCCAGCCGGGGAUCUCCCUCUGCAGCCAAUAAAAGCCCCGGACCCCGGGUCUCUCGCGGGCCUCCCUGGGCAGAAGCUCGGCCGGUUCCGCGGGUCCCCCUGGGGGCGAGCGCGCGGGGCCUGCGUCCUGCCCGCCCCGCCCCGCCCCGCCGUUGGGGCGUCCUGAGCUGGGAGCACGGCCCCGGGCCGAGUGCUGGGGCCCCCCGCAAGGGCGUUCCUGCCCCCCCGCCCCCGCGCUCGCCAGCGCCCCAGCACGGCCACCCUCCGUUCCCGCGCUCGCCGCUCCCGCGCCUGUGCAUCCUGCGGUGUCUCCCCGCAGCUCGGGCGGGAAGGGCGCUCCGUCCACCUUGCCCAGCGCGUCCCUGCCGCCCGGGCCAGGACCGGCACCGGAAUGCUCCACAAACAUCUGUGGGCUCGGGGCCCCGUGGCCCGACCUUGGCGUCUAAGGGUGUGAGGACAGGAGGGAGCCCCCCAGGCAGAACUGCAUCGUCCCAGUGUCGGAGAGCCCAUGUGCACGGUGUCGGUCAGGAGAUGUGUCUGCCAGGCAGUUUUGGGAAGUUUUAAAUACAGAUCAACCACCACCAAGAAGCACUAAGAAUCCAAACUGAGAUGAAAGUAAAAUAUACGCAGGAUUUCGAAGACUUACUAGGAACAAAAUUACAUGAAAUAUCUUCUACUAGAAAUUCUGGAGCCGCCUGAGUCUGUCUCCACCAGCAGCCCGGCUCUCACCUGCCCGGGGUGUCGGACACAGAACCUAAAUGUUCUCUGUGGUUAGGGGUGAGGUGAACUCCCCGCUGCUGGGGUUCAAGCCUCUCUGCCAGCAGGAUUUGCGUCUCAGGCUGGGACCUGGAAACAAGCCCAUUCUCCAGAUUUCUUCUGUCCCCAGCGGACAUCCGCCCAGCUGGGGGCGU
Choloepus didactylus (southern two-toed sloth) is the source of this 1379-nucleotide messenger RNA. Its product is annotated as vegetative cell wall protein gp1-like. NCBI's taxonomy places the organism in Eukaryota, Metazoa, Chordata, Mammalia, Pilosa, Megalonychidae. The record is from RefSeq and is a predicted model, not a curated record. The transcript is spliced from 6 exons. The coding region runs from base 1 to 1032 and encodes 343 amino acids.